ACUGACCACGUGGCGCGGGUCACUCCGGGCUCGCCUCUCAGCCCGCUCCGUCUCCCUCCGCGCGCUCUCGCCAUGGCGCCGCUCGCCGCUCCGAGCUCCCUCCUGCUCCUCCUGCUCCUCCUGCUCUUCGUGCUCGGACUCGCGGGGCUCAUCGCCUUCGCCUGGAUGAGGCCGCGGCUCCGGCGGUACGUGGCGGGCAGGCGGUGCCCCUCGGCGGCGCGCGUGGACGGGAAGACGGUGGUGGUGACCGGGGCGAGCAGCGGCAUCGGCAAGGAGACGGCGCUGGAGCUGGCCAGGAGAGGUGCACGAGUCAUCAUGGCGUGCCGGGACACGCGCAAGGCCGAGGCGGUGGCAAGCGAGUUGCGCGCGCACUCGGGGAGCCACGAGGUGCACGUGCGGCACCUCGACCUCGCCAGCUCGGCCUCCAUCCGUGACUUCGCACAGAAACUCCUGCAGGAGGAGCCUCGGGUGGACGUCCUCAUCAACAACGCCGGCGUAAUGAUGUGCCCCUACCAGAAGACGGCCGACGGCUUUGAGAUGCAGCUGGGAGUGAACUACCUGGGCCACUUCCUGCUCACCCACCUCCUGCUGGACGCGCUGCGGCGCGCCGGCGGGCGCGUGGUGUGCGUGGCGUCGCUCGGGCACAUCUUCGGCCGCAUCUCCUUCUCGGACCUCAUGUCGGCGCGCUGGUACUCGCCAGGGCUCGCCUACUGCCAAAGCAAGCUGGCCCUGGUGAUGUUCGUGCGGAGCCUGGCGAGCAGGCUGCAAGGCACCGGCGUGUCGGCGUUCGCGGUGCACCCCGGCACGGUGCACUCGGAGCUCCCGCGUCACUCGAAGCUCAUGACGCUGGCCUGGUGGCUCUUCUCCCCGUUCAUCCGCACGGCUGAGCAGGGAGCGCAGACCUCGGUGUUCUGCGCCGUGGCCCCCGAGAUAUCGGCGCUGUCCGGGGGAUACUUCAGCGACUGCGCCGAGGCGGCGGUGGCGUGGCAGGCGCGCCGCGACCCCACGGCGCGGAGACUCUGGGCCGAGAGCUGCCGGCUGCUGGGCGUUCGCUGGGAGUGAGCGGCGUCGCGCUUCUGGGGACCGGUCUCAAGGACCCUCCCUCCCCACAACUCGAGCACCAGCGGCGCGGCUGGAACAGCGUCGUGCGCCACGUACACGCAGCCAGACGCACGCACGGACGUCGCGCGCGCACACACAGGCAGACACGUACAGGCAUGUACAGACGCACGUAAUGACACAGGCAAAUGCUCGCAGACGCUUACAGGCAGCUAUUCAUCACAGAUGGUGGCUGCGAGCAUAAAUCAAACUCUGGCAGCCAGGUUAGUUACGCGGGGCGCCAAGCACUGUGCCGCCACUCCACCCAAAGACAAAGAUCCCCUGUAUAGUCUUUCCAGACUAUUGGGGCAAGUGCUACAAGCGGCACACGAGAGAGUGGGUGGCCAGCACCACGCCCGGCCGCCUUUGUCUCCCUUAGUGGCAAUGUGUACACACUGCACCAGGUACUCGUUUGAGGCUUAGUCGACCUCGAAGAAGCCCUGGACCGUUCACCACUGUUAAUGGUGGCAAGCGGGAAUCGAACUCCGGUCGCCGGGUUCGUAGCGCGGCGCGCUAACCGUUACACUGCCGCUGCACGCACGCACACGCACACACCCAGACAGACGCACACGCACACACCCAGACAGACGCACACGCACACACCCAGACAGAUGCACACGCACAUUGUUUACAUGGGUGGAGGCGGUGUCCGGCAAGGGCCUCGUGUCGGCUCCACGCGGCGCGUGCUCCUCCUUUCAGAGGGCCUCCCGCAGGCCGCGUGACUCGCCGAGAAACAGUCGCGUGCCAUUAAACGCCGCGUCAAGGACA
Molecule: messenger RNA, 1866 nt
Organism: Lethenteron reissneri (Far Eastern brook lamprey)
Lineage: Eukaryota; Metazoa; Chordata; Hyperoartia; Petromyzontiformes; Petromyzontidae
Product: retinol dehydrogenase 12-like
Molecular function (GO): oxidoreductase activity
Source: RefSeq, a predicted model, not a curated record